CGAUCAAAAAUUUUUUUGAGAAUAUUGAACGCAGGGAUAGGAGAAGGGCAAUCCACCAUAAGGCCGCCAUUUUUUGAUGGAACAAAUUACUCCUAUUGGAAGGAGCGAAUGAGGAUUUUUGUUCAAUCAAACGACUUCAAAAUUUGGCUUGCUAUCAAGAAUGGAGAUAGCUUGCCGAUGAAGAAGAUAGGUGAUACACUCACCCCGAAGGACGAGGAUGAAUAUGAUGAAGCCGACUUUAAGAAGGCUCAAUUAAAUGCCACCACCAUCAACUUCUUGUAUUGUGCUGUCAAUGCCAACGAUUAUCAAAAGAUAUCUCGUUGCCAAACCGCCAACCAAAUGUGGAACAAGUUCAUGAUCACAUACGAAGAGGACAUGUUUGGAAGAUUUUCAAACAUCGUCUACGACCUUGAUAUGCUUGGAAAGACGCUAACCGACAAGGAGUUAGUGAGGAAAAUCUUGCGAAGUCUUACCAAGGAAUGGGAGUCAAAGGUUAACUCCAUCUACGAAGGCCGAGAUUACAACGUUAUCACAUACGACGGUGUCCAAGCGAAGGAUCCGCUUCAUGGCCGUGAGAUGCACGUCCCUAGGUGCAUGGAGGUGAAGGCAAAGCUGCUGGACGUCAUAAGUGAUGUCACGUCGAGAGACCAUCCUAGCCCGCUCGAGGAUGUCAUGGAUAAACUGAGUCUGAUGGAGGAACAUCCCAGUGGAGGUGCGAUGGACAUUGAUGCCGAGGAAGAAAUGGGAUAUGCGGGUGGGGGAGGCGGGCUGGACAGGGGGGUUGGGCUGGGGUGUGACGCUGCCAGUGGGUCUGGCAGUGGGAUUUUGAGAAGAGACGGGUGGGGUGGUAUUGCCAUCAUGGGUUUGUCGUUGCUUGGAGCCGUUUUGACGUCCACAUCCACGACCCCGAUUUCCGCCGCCACGUCCUUGCCCUCGUCCAAAGCCUCCGCGAUGUCCCGGGUUGCCAUCACCGUAGCUGCUGCCGCCGUGCUGUCCACCAUAGUCGCUGCCGCCGUGUGUCCCACCGUGGAGUUGACCGCCGGCUCGGGUAGUGAGCAGGGCCGUGCUGCCGGUGUCAACGGGAUUGGACUGUUGGCGAUCCAAGAGCAUGAGAGCCGAUCGAACUUGAAGAAAAUUUGGCAUCGGAUCCUGAAACUGCAUGAACGAGGUUUGAGCCUGAAGAUCUGCGGGAAGCCCUCGGAGCAUCUGGAGGACCAGUUGGUGUUGAGAGACUGGUGCAUCGACGUCAUCCAACCAGUCUGCAAGGUUUUGGAGUUGCUGGCAAUAGGCCGCCAUGGGGGUAGAGCCCUUGACGGUGGUGCGGAAUUCAUGUUCUAACUGCAUGGCCCGGGCGUGUUUAUUGUCGUGAAAUAGGUCGUGGAUGACCUUCCAGAGAGCUGAAGCAGUGGUGAGAAAAGAGAUGACCAGAUCAGAGACUUCAUCGGUGAUGGUGGAGAGAAUCCAACCCUGGAGAAGGGCAUCGAGUUGGCACCAUUCGUCGUCGUCUUCGGAGAGGGGGACGACAGAUCCAUCGAGGUAUCCCUG
Cuscuta campestris is the source of this 1545-nucleotide messenger RNA. The record is from the annotation of a GenBank genome assembly. Lineage: Eukaryota; Viridiplantae; Streptophyta; Magnoliopsida; Solanales; Convolvulaceae.